AUUAAGGACUCGUAGGUCGAUAAGGGGCUUCCAUUUGACCAAGUAGUUGACAGAAGGGAUUUACCUAAACAAACAGAAAACACGCGUUUUAACAUUUGCGGAUUAUUAGUGGGAAUUAAAAAAAAAAACUAGCAAGCCGGUUAUCUCAGCUAACACAAGCUGCUAACUGACAGUGUCAGCUAGCGUCGGUCCAUUAGCUCGAUUAAACUGCGAGGGGCAGUCGCUGUCAAGUCACCGUCAAAUUCGCCGGCUUUUAGACAAAUUAAGCUUCAAAGCAGUUUCGAAUAGCUUUCAGGUAGCAUUUCCAGUUAGCAUCGGAUAAUAACUUCCUCAACAAGGUGCCACUGAAGUGCGGUGAUGGACUUUGUUGCAGGAUGCAUCGGAGGUGCUGCUGGAGUAUUGGUAGGACACCCUUUCGAUACAGUAAAGGUUCGACUGCAGGUUCAGAGUGUUGACAAGCCUCUCUAUCGUGGGACCUUUCACUGUUUCCAGUCCAUCRUAAGACAAGAGUCGGUAUUUGGUUUAUAUAAAGGCAUUGGCUCUCCCAUGAUGGGCCUCACAUUCAUCAAUGCUAUAGUGUUUGGUGUGCAGGGAAACACUAUGCGCCUGCUUGGACAGGACACUCCCAAAAACCAGUUCUUUGCUGGUGCAGCUGCAGGCACCAUCCAGUGUGUCAUCUGUUGCCCCAUGGAGCUGGCCAAAACCCGCAUGCAAAUGCAGGGUACCGGGGAGAAGAAGAAGUCUUCUCGGAAGACGUAUAAAAACUCGCUGGACUGUUUGGUGCGCAUUUACAAACGGGAGGGUCUGUGGGGCGUGAACAGAGGCAUGGUGACCACGCUGAUCCGUGAAACCCCCGGAUUCGGAGUGUAUUUCCUGGCCUACGAUGUGCUGACGCGUAGCCUCGGAUGCGAGCCCGACGACCCUUACAUGAUCCCCAAGCUGCUGUUCGCCGGCGGCAUGGCCGGAAUCGCCUCGUGGCUCUCCACCUAUCCCGUGGACGUGAUCAAAUCGCGGCUCCAGGCCGACGGCGUGGGCGGAGUCAACCGGUACAGCAGCAUCGCGGACUGCGUGCGACAGAGCGUCAGGAGAGAGGGGUACAUGGUGUUCACGCGAGGCCUCACCUCCACGCUGCUACGAGCCUUCCCCGUGAACGCAGCGACUUUCGCCACGGUCACCCUGGUCCUCAUGUACGCCCGGGGCAUGGAGGAAGGACCGAGCGACUGCGAGCCGGCUCCGCCGAGCCACCGCGCUCCGAUCCAGCAGCAGACACAGCCCUCCAGCCUGUGACAGCACAGGGGUCCCACCCUCCAUGUCAGCACUUUAACAACAACGCAUCAAGAGACAGACUCUAAAGACUGUUUGACUCAGACCUAACACAGACGAUCCAUUCCCAGCUCCGAGUCAGGAAAUCCCUUAUUUAUAAGCCAGCGCCGCUUUUCACUUCCAUGAGAAGCGGUGUCUUUUAUUUUAAUAAUUUAGCAAGAAUGCCUGCUUCUAAAAGAUGGAAAUCUGUAAACACGAUGUCAUCUUUCAUGAGAAAAGUGGACUUGAAUUGAAGAGGUUUGUGAAAGCUUGUAAGUAACUUUUAUUUUCUCAAAAAUUCAAUGUGAAAAAUCAAUCCAGACCGAACRAGGAGCCUGACGAGUGUUCGGUGUCGACACUGGAAAGUCAUAAGUUUAUUAUAUAUACAGUGUGUGGAAACGUGCAAUAUUUAUCUAUAUACCACAGACGUGAGUUAUUUCUUCCUUUUUGUGUGGAUGUUUAAAACAUUUUUCUGCCUUAUUUAGUCCUUUAAUCUCCUGAAGCAUAUAUUUGAACACAAACUGUAUCGCCUGAAGAGUCGAGAGAGAAAACAAUGUAGCAAACUGUGUAAAUGUGCAGGUCUUCUCCGUUUGUCUGCUAUCAAACCAAAAACAAAACACUACAGCUGUAUUAUCGUCCUCACUGAGGAGCAGUUGGUACCUGCAGUAGAUAAAAUUGAUCUGGUUUGAAGGGCUCUUCAGCGAACGCAAUUAUCUGUGAAUCCGUGGUGUAGAUGUUUGUUUUGUUGUUGUGUACURGCAAACAAAGUCAGAUUUUUAGUGAUAUAACUACUGUAUUCAAGGCCGAGUCUAGACGUUAAAUAUGCUUGUGAUGUUGUCCUUUUUGUUUCAGUUCUAUAAGAUUCAAGCCAGGAUAACUUUGUAAUGAGGAAUCCUUCAUGAGUUUGACCAAAGUGACUGGAGACGUAUUCUUUUACCAAAAGAAAACUUCGAUUUUUUUUUUGUUAAAACUGGAACGACCGUGUACAUUUCUGUAAUAGUACUACUGAUUUAGCAUGACACAAUUUGAAAAUAAUAAAAGUCAAGGUUAUUAAAAAUGUUUCAGCAAAAAUAAAACUGAAACAAAGUUAUAAAUUUGAAGAAUUUCUUUAGAGAAACCUAAAUUUGUUAUUUUUGCUGUAUCCCAAAAAUCACAGUAUUUUCUUUAUUUUUCUUAAGAGAAGUUUGAAUGUGAUGUUCCCCAAAACUUGAUAAAUGCAUAUUUUUUUGCCCAAAUCUAGUUUUUAAUACUGGAACGAAGCUUUACUCAGAAUGCAGGUUCUGAACCAGCUGCAAAGAUGGAAAAAUAUCAUUUUAUAAUAUAUAUAAUAUAAUAAUGUGUUUGUUUUUAAAUGAAUAUUUUUAUUUAGAUAUAGUGUUUURGUACUGAAACUAUUUUCUCUGCUAAAACCAGGCACAUGUAUCUGCUCCCCUCUAAGCACCUAAUUCUGUCCKAACGACAGACGAUCUGUCUCCCUAAGAUUGAGCUAAAGUUGUAAAAUUUACAAYCAUUUAAAGCACUUUUUUCCUCUCUCAUGUAUUAAGUGAAAAACACUUUAAAGGUUGAAGUCCAGCUACAUUUUGUUGAAUGUACCUCACCUGUUCACAUGCAGGUGUCUCUAAACAAAGACGUUAUUGGAUGAAAUUUUGUUUUAUUUAACCAUUUAGUUAUUGGAGUCCUGCUGUUUAAAAUCAAAUGUUACUGUGUGAAAAUGUCCACUGCUCAGACACUCGGAGCUUGUGUCACAUUGAAAGUGGAUAGUUUUUGUUCCAAAUCCACCUCUUUAACAGUGACUGUUAUAGGUUUCGCAUCACAAGACCAGCUAUUAAAUGGUUAAUGCAGCUGAUGUAAAACAUGCAAUAUGUACAGAAUGUAAUUGUGACCAUGUGGGACUGAUCUAAAGUGUGGUGUAUAUUUUGCAUUCUAUAUUUAUUACAAAAAAAAAGGUGUUUUCAUGAAUGUUUGACUUGAAGUAGUUUCUGGUUGCUGAUACAGAGAUUUUAUCAGAGAUGUAUUUUUGUCAUGCAGGACCUGUUCGUCUCUGAGGGUYUAUACAAACAAAUAAAAAAAGAAAAAUCA
This is a messenger RNA of Austrofundulus limnaeus, 3381 nucleotides long. RefSeq names its product solute carrier family 25 member 29 (gene slc25a29). The record is from RefSeq and is a predicted model, not a curated record. The coding region runs from base 358 to 1287 and encodes 309 amino acids. Lineage: Eukaryota; Metazoa; Chordata; Actinopteri; Cyprinodontiformes; Rivulidae. Gene Ontology annotation, cellular component: mitochondrion. The transcript has 4 exons. Gene Ontology annotation, biological process: mitochondrial L-ornithine transmembrane transport. Gene Ontology annotation, molecular function: high-affinity L-arginine transmembrane transporter activity.